AUGGACGCUCCUACUCCGAGAGUCUCUUCGAGCUUGUUGGCCCAGUACGUUGGCCAAGUCGUCAGGAUUGCAGGAAAGGUGAUCAGUUUAUCCCCAGAGUUGAUCAUAGAGUCGUCGGAUGGAGGCCAAGUAACAGUAGGCGACACGUCGGCUUGUGCGACAGAGAUCACGGAUGACUACAUCGAGCUGAUCGCUAAAGUAGAGACGGAGAGCCGGGUCAAGGCGCUAGACUGCUCGAACUUCGGCGACAAAUACGAUCUGAAGCUGGCGCAGGCCGUCGUCGAUAUCAUCCAUAACCCGAACCUCAGAUGCGAACGCGCUCCUUGCUUCUGA
This is a messenger RNA of Puccinia triticina, 333 nucleotides long. RefSeq lists its product as uncharacterized. The transcript is spliced from 5 exons. The record is from RefSeq and is a predicted model, not a curated record. The coding region runs from base 1 to 333 and encodes 110 amino acids. Gene Ontology annotation, biological process: nucleotide-excision repair; base-excision repair; double-strand break repair via homologous recombination. Gene Ontology annotation, cellular component: nucleus; site of double-strand break; DNA replication factor A complex. Lineage: Eukaryota; Fungi; Basidiomycota; Pucciniomycetes; Pucciniales; Pucciniaceae. Gene Ontology annotation, molecular function: damaged DNA binding; single-stranded DNA binding.